CGACGCGACGCGAUUUAAUUGACGCGUGCUUUACGUGUCUUAUAUCUUGACCACGAUGGUAUCUGCAAACGAUGUUCAGCGUCUCUUUCUCCAAGGUGUAUUUUCGCGCAGUAUUCUUUCCUUCAAGCACGCUCAGGUUCUCUGGGAAAAAUGUAUCGAUGCUGUCAAAGUUGCAAACCCGACAUUGGAUAUUCGUUUUUCUGACAAAAGAGAGGAUUGGGAUCUCUUCGUGAUCAGUAUCAAUAAUUCUCUCAAUUGCCUGGACCUCGAGUUUCGGCAUCUGACAGAUGAACAGACUGGAAGGGAGAUGUACGCUAUGGUGAACAGCAAGGAUGAUGAAAUUGCACAGAUGGCUACAGAUUACACACCAGUUGAAAUCGCCUACUUCAAGGCAGUAGUGGAGCAAAUCAUGCUCGCCCCGCAUGAGGCGUACUCUGUAUCCUCAUUACUCGCCCUACGCGAAGUUAACUCUCUCAAGACAAACAUGACGAAAGCGCAAGCCGAAAUCGUGCUCGGCAGUUUUGUCGCCAAAGGGUGGUUGUUAAAGAGCAGACGAGGUCGCUAUUCCCUCUCAACGCGCACGUUGCUGGAACUACUUCCGUACCUCAAAAACUCAUAUCCCGAAGAGUGUCUUGAAUGCGUCAUAUGCUAUGAGAUCGUUACCCGUGGCGUCGCCUGCAGCACGCCGAACUGCAAGGCACGUUUGCACUACCACUGUUGUAGGAAGUAUCGCAGUCGGAAUACCAAGUGUCCAGCUUGUUUGCAAGAUUGGCCACAGGACGCCAAGAAUAUGACCCCUGUUGGCGAGGAAGCCAUCAAGAAUGGUCAAGACGAGGGACGCCGUGUACAGAGGGAAAGUACUGAGGAUGGAAGUGAUGAGGAAGACGAAGAAGAGAUGGAAGUGGAGCCUUCGCAACCAUCACGGACUCGGACUCUGUCACAGCGAAAAGGUAAGGGCAGGAGCAAGGGCAAAGGCAAACAGAAAAAGGCACCUAUAGAUAUGGAUGUAGACGACGACGAAGAUGAAGAAGAGGAAGCCCCACAGCAGACACAAGGAAACGGGCGCCGCCGCACGACACGCACUCGGUGAUUUCAAGAGUAUUAUUUAUUGUACUCUACACUAGCCUAGCCUACUAUUGCUCUAUUGAUGAUUGGCUUGGGUGUGAUGCACAGCUGGCCGUCACCCGCCCGUCUUCUU
Messenger RNA from Suillus subalutaceus, 1198 nucleotides. RefSeq names its product Nse1 non-SMC component of SMC5-6 complex-domain-containing protein. Lineage: Eukaryota; Fungi; Basidiomycota; Agaricomycetes; Boletales; Suillaceae. The coding region runs from base 56 to 1090 and encodes 344 amino acids. The record is from RefSeq and is a predicted model, not a curated record. Gene Ontology annotation, molecular function: ubiquitin-protein transferase activity. Gene Ontology annotation, cellular component: nucleus; Smc5-Smc6 complex. The transcript is spliced from 6 exons. Gene Ontology annotation, biological process: DNA damage tolerance; double-strand break repair via homologous recombination.